Ylistrum balloti is the source of this 1026-nucleotide messenger RNA. RefSeq names its product glycoprotein-N-acetylgalactosamine 3-beta-galactosyltransferase 1-like. Gene Ontology annotation, molecular function: N-acetylgalactosaminide beta-1,3-galactosyltransferase activity. The transcript has 5 exons. Gene Ontology annotation, cellular component: membrane. NCBI's taxonomy places the organism in Eukaryota, Metazoa, Mollusca, Bivalvia, Pectinida, Pectinidae. The record is from RefSeq and is a predicted model, not a curated record. Bases 1 to 1026 code for a protein of 341 amino acids.
AUGUAUGUGUUUUCUCGAAAAGCAUGGUAUUGUAUGGUCCUAACAAUUCUGUACGGUGCCGUGCUGCUCUUUACAAAUUUCAAGUACAGUCACUAUUCCAAGUACGCUUUAACCAGCCUGACCAGACAGCUCGGCUGUGUAUGUCCACCGAAAGUACCACCUGUAAAUGACGAAGACAGAAUGGACCAACUCACACCCAUAGUCUUUCAGGGUGAAGGUGACCCUUUGUUCCAUAAAGACGAUGACGACACGGUAGCACGACAACUGAAACAAAGUGUUCGAGUGCUUUGCUACGUCAUGACUGACCAAACAAACCUGGACACAAAAACUAUACACGUGAAAAACACAUGGACCAAACGAUGUAACAAAGUGUUAUUCAUAAGUUCUGUGACAAACAGUACGUUUCCGACCGUUGGUGUCGACGUGGGUGAAGGACGUCAUCACCUCACCGGGAAGACGAUGAAGGCAUUCCAGUAUAUUUAUCAACAUCACCUAGACGACGCAGAUUGGUUCCUAAAAGCAGAUGACGAUACCUACGUCAUUUUGGAAAACUUGCGUCAUUUGUUGGAACCAUAUUCUCCAAAAGAAGCGGUUUAUUUUGGACAUCAUUUCACGCCUUAUGUAAAACAAGGUUACCAUAGUGGGGGAGCCGGAUAUGUCCUGAGUAAAGAGGCGUUGCGUAGACUGGUCAUAAACGGGAUUCCGUCCGGAAAAUGUACGAUAGAUGGAUACGGGGAAGACAGACAUAUGGGCGGCUGCAUGGAAUACGUUGGUGUGAGAAUAGGCAACAGCACCGACUCAUUGGGAAGGAGCAGGUUUCACUGUUUUGCGCCGUGGAAACACGUAAUGGGGGGUUAUCCUGAAUGGUACAUACGCUACGACGCAAACGGAGCAAAAUAUGGCCAAGAUAGCGUUAGUGAUUUCGCUAUUUCCUUCCAUUAUGUGCCGCCUGGGUUUAUGUACGUUUUGGAAUAUCUUGUAUACCAACUCCGGCCCUACGGCAUCACAAUGGCGGACACAGAGUGA